Jaculus jaculus (lesser Egyptian jerboa) is the source of this 1308-nucleotide messenger RNA. RefSeq names its product pancreatic secretory granule membrane major glycoprotein GP2-like. The transcript has 7 exons. The record is from RefSeq and is a predicted model, not a curated record. Bases 1 to 1308 code for a protein of 435 amino acids. Lineage: Eukaryota; Metazoa; Chordata; Mammalia; Rodentia; Dipodidae.
AUGUCUAAGACACAAGAAGUGGAAACUACAAGUGUCCCUCCAACCCAAGCAACAAUCCCCUCGAGCAAACCAUCUGAUUCACAGCCCAGCACAGCCCAGCAGACCCUGUCCCCACCAACACAAUCAGCCUCAAGUGCUGGCACUGACACAGCCCAGGCACCUAAAGCAACAUCUCAUCAUCCCACAGCCCUUGUCCCUAGUUCCUCAAUGACAACCAAGUCCUCUGCGAUGGCUGAGACUGGUCCAAAACCCCCCAAAUCUAGCCAGAAUAGUAGUCCUCAAGCUGAGGCCUGUGCUUUGGAUGAGUACGCAGCAGGCACGGAAGGUUGUAUGUGCAACCACAGCUAUUACGCCCACUCAGAGCUAACCAGCAAGUUGAUGACCCUGCACUGCUGGCCACAGGACAUUGAGGUGGCUCUGAGAAGCUGCUUCCUGGAGACUCACCACUGGGUACUGAGGCAAGGUGCCUUCAAGGGAUGCUUCAGCACCAGGAAGAUAGAGCAGGGACACCGAGUCCACAGCUUCCGGCUGGAGAAGAAAAAGGACACCUGUGGACUCCACCUUUCUACCAACACCAGCCAUGCCCUGUACUCUGUGGAGGUGCAGCUUGAACAGGUGCUCCCUGGCUCCAACACCACUGACUCCAGAAUGCUCAACUUCAGCUGUGUCUAUCCUCUGGCGGUCAAUGUCAGCCAGACUCUCUCCAACCAGGUGGACUCCAGUCCCACCAUCCACAUUCCAAGUACUGGGGAAACCAUCGUCACCCUGAGCGUCUUCACAGAUGCUCAGCUCUCCUCCUCACUCAAGAACAGAACAGCUGUCAUUGGCACACCCCUCUACGUGGUCCUCAAGUCCACAAACAGUGAUCCCGGCAGGUUUGCCUUGGUGGCUAAUGAGGUCUUCGCCAGCACCAACCUCUCCAAGACGGGGGUUAAGGCCACCUACCAUUUUGUAAAUGACAGCUGCCCAGUCGGCGGCCGGCUGCUCCAGGACUUGGCGGGCAACGGGGUCUCUCUACAGGUGACCCUUGCCUUCACCCUGCAACGCUUCUUGAAUAGUGACACGCUCUACCUGCACGCCCGAGUGAGCCUAUGUGACAAGCAGCAGGGACGUUCAUGCCAACCGACUUGUAAGGCGAAGAAUCCGCUCCGGAGGAGUUCGCCCUGGGAGAUUCGAACACCGGUCGGUGUAGAGCAUGGCGGCCGAGGCGAGUGGAUAGUGUUCGGGCCUCUUCGCCUAAGCGAGUCCAAAGCCUCCAGCGGCAGGAGCUCACCAGGUUGGUACAAGGGAACUGCUGAGAUGAACUAA